AUGGCCGGCGCUGUCAUCGAAAAUCUCAGCAAUCAGAAGUUGAGCUAUAUUUUGGGGAUUCUAUUCCUCGUGCAAAUCGCUUUUUUCCUCGUUGGUGCAUGGCUUGCUCCAAAGCCCACCUCAUCGAUGGAAUUCCUCUUUCGGAGUUGCAUCGACGCGAAUGUGACCGGGAGAAAUUGGGUGGAUCAUCAAAACUGUCAUGAGAUCGAGCUCGCCGAACACAAGCCUCUCUCCUACGAUCUCCGGGAAAUCGUUUUCAUGACCCAAAUGCCACACAAGCGAGAUAAUCAACAGCUUCGCUAUCAUCCAUCGUUUCAAUUUCUUUUGGGCGUAAUGCAGCCAGAGAUCCGAAGCACUGCCGCUUUCAAAUAUGUUCGCGGAUCAAAACUUCGUUUGGAGGUGCGAAUGGGAGCGCGGAGUGGAGGGGACGAGAAAUGGAGAGACUGGAUCGAGGCUGAUGUCGUUCGCGAGCUCGAUUGUCAUUUCCCUUGGGGUCACGAGAGCGGCGAUAUGCGCUGUGAGGCGUUGGAUUUCUUCGAGAUUGGCUAUGUUCCGUUUCCUUUUUACGUAAUGAACAUUCGAAUUCCGAUCGAUCGAGAAGGCUGUGCGCGGGAUCCGAAAAACACGGCAAACUGUGACGUCGGCGAGCUCGUCGGGUUGAUCAUGGUGGUAAUCCAUCAAAAUGGCGGUUUCACAAUGGUGUGGGCGUGGAUGAAAACGAUCGUCGUGCCGUUUUUGUUCUUGACCGUUCGCUGGUAUUGGGAUCGGGUGCAAUCCCUUGCACGCCCUCCUCUUCUACUUGAGAAGGCGAUCUUUGCCCUCGGUGUCAGCACCACUGUGCUUGAUUUGCCAAUCGAAUGGCUUCCAUUGUGGUUCGAGCGUGUGCCUUUCAUGUUGUUGCUUGGCGAUCUGCGACAGGGUUUAUUCUACGCAGUUUUGUGCUCCUUUUGGCUAAUCUUUGCCGGCGAGCACCUCAUUGACGACCCGACAAGGAACAACUUGAAGUCCUACUGGCGGAAUCUCUCGUUGGUUGGAUCGGCCGGGGUGGCGCUGUUGGUCUACGAUAUGUGCGAGCGGGGGAUGCAACUCAGUGACCCAUUCUACAGUAUUUGGAGCUCGAGCACUGGCACAAAGCUGGCUUACCUCUCGAUCUAUCUGGCCACCCUGUUCACCGUCAUCUACUUCAGUUUUCUCUUCUACAAGAUUUGGAUGGUUUGGAAAUUGAUUAAACAAAAGCGCUCAAAUCAGUACUAUCAAAACAACGAGAGUAGACGGCUAAAGGUGGAAGCUAUCAUUUUCCGCUUCAAAUUCCUCAUGUUAUUCACCCUUUUGUGUGCCUUUUUGACGAUUUUGAGUUAUGCGAUGAAACAGCAUGGAGAAGCCCAGCUGCACGACGACGAGCCACAAGAGUCUCUCUUGACCAACUCGACAUCCGCAUUUUUCACAGGCACUUUCGGUAUGUGGAAUAUCUACGUUUUCCUCUUGCUUUCAAUGUACGCUCCAUCACAUAAGCAAUAUGCCGGAGCUCAGCACCUAAUGGACGAAACGGAGAAACCUAAUUGCACCUUCGCUCCAUCACAUAAGCAAUACGCCGGAGCUCCCGUCAAUCCGAAAAUAGCUUCCCAAAGAUUGAAUCCGAACAUCGUGGAGAUAACUGGCGAAAGCGUGAACCUCGCUGCGGACGACACGACCUUUCCC
This is a messenger RNA of Mesorhabditis belari, 1698 nucleotides long. Lineage: Eukaryota; Metazoa; Nematoda; Chromadorea; Rhabditida; Rhabditidae. The record is from the annotation of a GenBank genome assembly.